AUGGCAACAAAAACCCGAUCAAAGGAGAAAGAAUACAUGAUAUUGGCAGAAGAGGAGAAGGAAAAGAUGGCUUCCACUCUCAAUCCCCAGCAUGAGUUCUUCCAAAGAAGAAAACAGAGCAAUCUUAGUGUUCUUUGCUUAUCCACUCAUCUCUUCAUCACUUCCUUUUUGUACACUAGAGCUUUCUGUCUUUGUCUUCCUAUAAUAUUCAUACAUAUCAUGUCAAAAAUGUCAGAUCCUCUUGUGGUUGGAAGAGUUAUCGGAGAUGUAAUUGAUUAUUUCACUCCAAAUGUGAAAAUGACAAUCUCUUAUAACUCCAACAAGCAGGUUUUUAAUGGCCAUGAGCUUUUCCCAUCUGCAGUAACUCAUAAACCUAAAGUUGAGGUUCAUGGUGGUGAUAUGAGGUCCUUUUUCACCCUGGUAGGGUAUAUAUAUAUAUAUAUACAUGUCAUGACAGACCCAGAUGUUCCUGGUCCUAGUGAUCCAUACCUCAGGGAGCAUCUACACUGGCUAGUUACUGACAUCCCAGGCACCACAGAUGCCACAUUUGGUAGGGAAGUGGUGGACUAUGAAAUGCCAAGGCCUAACAUAGGGAUCCACAGGUUUGUUUUCCUUCUUUUUAAGCAGAAAAGAAGGCAAACAGUGACCACACCAUCCUCAAGGGACAAAUUUAACUCGAGGAAAUUUGCUGAAGAAAAUGAGCUUGGCCUGCCUGUAGCAGCUGUCUUCUUCAACGCUCAAAGGGAAACAGCUGCAAGGAGACGUUGA
Messenger RNA from Dovyalis caffra, 768 nucleotides. The record is from the annotation of a GenBank genome assembly. Lineage: Eukaryota; Viridiplantae; Streptophyta; Magnoliopsida; Malpighiales; Salicaceae.